AUGGGUCAGCGCUUUAGCAUCUCGGCGGCAUCCCCGUCCAAACUUCCGGUUCUUGCGUCUCCUACUUCUCCUCCAUCUGCCAAUGCGCCUUCGGAUGCUUCAACGAUGGAUAAUGUCACAUCUGUUCCCUCGGUCGAGCGGUCUGAUGACAAUUCUAUCGUGCAGCAGAGUGAGCGCGAAGGAUCUUUACCGCUGAGUGACGUGGUGCACAGCACUCUCGCUUCCAAUCACGAAUCAUCCUCACACCAUAAGAAUAGUGACGAUGAAGAUGCUAUUAGUUGUGCGUUUGUGUCUUCAGUUGACUCGUUCCCCUCUUCUCCGCCUGACUGGAAGACACACGAUGCUCAGCCGCUUACUAGGCGCAGCUCCAUGUCUCGGACACCCGCACUCCCAAAGCUCUCACGCUUCCGCAGUGGAGAGGAGCUUAUCAGUGAUUGGCUCGACGAGCCUGAAGACGCAGUGCUAUCACCACAAUACCAUUACCCAAAGCGUACUCGCCAUGCAAGCGCAUGCUCUUCUGUGUCGUCUCACGCUGGAAACAAUGUACCAUUCUCAGCCAUGCACAGCAGUGGAGGACGCAAUAGCAACAGCAGUCAACACAGUAUGACAGGUUGGGCUUCUUGGCUCAGCUCACCUGACGACGUGGAAGAAGAGGACGACGGGGAUGAUGAAUCGGUUGUAUUGACGCCAUUCUUACAGGAUAACAUGCCAGUGUACGAGGUCAUGCGUCAGGUGCAGCUUUUUCGAAAUCUAAGUCAAAUGCAACAGGAACAAGUCGUGCGUGCUUUAAAGCCCGCCAAGUUUUCGGACGGUGAGAUCAUUGUAGCGCAGGGUACACGCGGCUCUCGAUUUUACAUGAUUGCCAAGGGAGAAGCCGUUGUAACGAAAACAGUUACGACCAGCAGCCACAGUAUCACAAGCUCAAGCUCGUCGAGUGGAGGACAGACACAAGAACGAAUGAUAACGCAUUUACGAGCCGGUCACUACUUUGGCGAGCUGGCUCUGAUAUAUGAUGAUCCUCGUACGGCUACUGUACGAGCUGUCGGGGACGUAGAGCUAUUGUACUUAACUCAAGAAGAUUUCCAGCACAUUGGCCAAGUACAUUUGAGUCUCAUGUUGCAGCAAGUGCCGCUGUUAGCACGACUGAGUGCGCGUGAUCAAGAUAUAGUGCUAAAGUGCUUACGUCCGGCAAAUUUUAGCGAUGGCGAGUACAUCGUCCACCAAGGAGAGGAAGGCACGCGGUUUUACAUGAUAACACGUGGUGAAGCAAUUGUGUUGGAAAAUGCUUUAGGUCCAGAUAAAAAGCCGUACGAAAAGGAAUUGACAAGACUUUACGAGGGCCACGUAUUUGGCGAAAUGUCGCUCAUUUAUAGCGAACCACGAACAGCUUCUGUCCGCGCUGCUGGUCCUGUUAAGUGCCUUUAUCUGAGUAAAGAGGACUUUGAUAAGUGCCUCUUAUCGGAUCAUUUCCAGCGAUUUAUUCAGGAAGCAUACGUGGAGAAGGCGACGCGACGUGCUAUGCGUCUUCGACUUCAGCAACGUGCGAAUAGCGCUGCGACGGUAGCUUCCGCGUCUCAGGCGAAAUCGGACAGUUCGUCCGGCUCCAUUGCACCACCUCCGGCACCCAUUGCGUCCCCUGUUAAGGCAACGGAGACACGAAAACUGGUGAAGCAGCGAUUGAAAAAUGGUGAGGUUGUGGUCAACAAGUACGUCAUCAAAGGAGAUCUGGGUCGGGGUACGUUUGGUCGUGUCAAAUUGUGUGAGAGUCAGGAAGACGGACAAAUGUAUGCCGUUAAGAUCAUGCACAAGACAUUUGUGCAGCGUAUGGCUGGUAAAGAAGAUCAGCUUUAUGAUGUACUGCGUCGCGAAGUGGCAAUUAUGAAGAAACUUAAUCAUCAUAAUGUUGUGCGACUUGUUGAAGUGAUUGAUGACCCAAAUAGUCAAAAGAUGUAUCUGGUUCAGGAAUAUGUACAGCACAGUCUGAUGGAAGAAGUUACGCAAGCACGUCGGCUAAAUGAGCUAGUGGCACGUAAAUACAUGCGCGAUCUACUCUCUGGGCUUCAGUAUCUGCAUUUUCACAAGGUGAUUCAUCGUGAUAUUAAACCGGAAAAUAUCCUUGUCAGCUCGGAUGGCGUAGCAAAAAUUGCGGAUUUUGGAACAGCACGUAUGAUUAUGAACGAGACCGAAACUAUAUCCGGUGCAAAAGGAACGCCUGCGUUUAUGGCACCAGAAAUGUUUGAUAUUGAUGCGACUUACCAAGGUCCAGCUGUGGACGUUUGGUCGCUGGGAGCAACUCUGUACAUGAUGGUCAUUGGACAUCCACCUUGGAUGGCAGACAACGAGAUUCUGCUGGCAGAACGUGUUCAGCGCGUCGAGUUGCGCUUUCCAAAAGAUGUAGAACGUACGAUGGAGCCACAUUUGAAAAAUCUGCUGCAGCGUAUGCUAACUAAAGACCCAGCGCUGCGUAUAACUCUCAAGGAGUGUUUUACACACGAAUGGAUUACAAAAGAAGGAAGUGAUCCGCUUGGUCUCAUAACACCCGAGAAGAACCUGACUGUGUCAAUGGAUGAAAGUGAACGAGCAAUUGAAAAUAUACCAGAGCGAAUCGACCAACGACUAUCGGAAAGUCUUGCACAAGCCCACCAACUAGUGAAAACUCGACAAGAAAGUGUGGGGCCUGGUGUCGUGCGUACUAACAGUGGACGAUAUGUCUCUGGCACUGCAAUGUCAGGAACGUUGGGUCCACGCAUUCCCUCGACUGUGUCUACUACUUCAUCUGUAGCCACUAUCGGCAGUGUGACGUCAAUAAGUCCGAGUCGAGCAUCAAGUGAUGAGGUCUCACGAAUAAUUUGCGCUUGGCGCCAUCAUAAACGUGUGCAGCUCAUGGAUGGUCAUAAAGAAUUAUCUGAGCGCUCUCGUGAACUGCUGAUUGAGCAGAAACGCAUGGCUUUUUCAGCAGAACGCGCUAAGGUGACGGAAAUCAUCCUUCCGGCUCCAAAACCGACGGCACGUAGUCGCUAUCCAAGUGCUUCGUCGACUGCAUCGCUCCAACAAGUAAAAGAGCAGUCGGUCUUGUCCUCGACAUCAUCUCUCGCUUCCAUGUCAACAAUUGGUGGUACCACUCCAUCGUCUGACUCGCCAAGAUCGAGAUCCUUUCCAAGUGGACGUAGUAACUCUGUCGACAGUACGUUGCUGGUCAAGAACACUGGUUAUCAGAAUCGUAUGUUUAAAGAUUCGGGAAACCUCGAAGGUUUCGGUCGUACGUCAUUCACGUCUGUAUCGCAGUUAUCAGAGCUGGCUGCCGUUCCUCCUGAAGAUCAUUUUACUCAACGCGGUAGCAUGUCAUCCAGUGAGUCGGGAAGCAUCAGCAAUACGAGCAGCAACAUCUCAAAUUUAUCGGAUGCUGAUUUAAUGAAACGGUCGCUUUCGCGAAAAAAAGAUUUUUUGAUGGUCACCUCAGAGGUAUUUCGUGACGAGGGAGGAGACUAUCAAACUCGAAAGAUUCUUUUUCAAGCUCGAGAUGAUGAUUUUUCUGUAGCUUCUCGAGUCCCGACGCACUCCAAUUCAGGACGUGAGUUGCUUCUGCCUGGGCGUGCUGAUUCCACUAGCAGCUCAUCCGCAUCAUCAAACCAAAAGCCAAGGCGGUUGGGAAGUGCUGGCAAGAUUAGUAGUCGAAGCAGGCUGAAUAGUACUGGCAGUGGCAGUGCCAUGGGUAGCGCUAUGGGUAGUGCCAUGAGCAGUGCAAUGGGAAGGACCAACACAAGUCGCCAAUCAUUGAACGGGAGUGCCAGUUCCGUUAGCAGCUCGACACGGUCGGUGGUCACAGACGAUGGUAUUGUCGAAGAAUUUGAUAUGGAUGGAAUUGACUGCGUGCAAGUCACCGAGAUAGAUGAUGAAGAUGACGAUGACCUUUUUAAUCACGGAUUACGUAAAGUCAGUGGAGCGUCCUCGCGGCAUUUCCGUCACCAGAGUAGUCGUGCAAACAGCUCGCACGAUCGCAGCCAUACGUCAGGCUUGGAAAAACACUCUGAUGUUGAUAGUGACUCGGACGAAUCGGAUUACUCGGACGUCGAGUGUGACGUUGAUGUGGACGCUACUUUCAAAGAUUUGAUUACUGCACCAAACCAGCUGGAUCUCAUCAGUCAAGACGAUGAGGAAGUUGCCCCGAUUAUAACUCAAAAGGCAUCACUUAAGUCGGUGACGGACCUGUUAUCAUCGGGCGUCCAAGGAAAAAGUCUCACACUUGGAUCGCUCGCAUCGAUGGCUUCUGCUUCUUCCAAGACUCCGGUUUCAUUGUUGGAUAUUGUUCAAGUCUAUGUGAGCAGCAAAUUGCGCGAGAACCUGACGCUUGCUAUCCGCUCUGGUUACGCUGAAGCCAAAGGAGCGCGCUCAUACAUGGAGGAUCGGAGUUCUGGUCAGACGUCGUGUGAUCUCUCUCGUUAUCCAGCCGCUCUCGCAGAUGCCUACGCGUCUUUGGCUUUUUUUGCCGUUUACGAUGGUCAUAAUGGCACGGAGACAGCUGUGAAGCUUCAAAAUGAGUUGCACCAUCGCUUUUUCGCUGAAGGUGCUGGGUUUGUAGCAUCUCCUGUCUCGUGCAUCUCCUCGGUCUGUGAAGCAAUCGACAAUGAAAUUUUAGAGCAACAGAAUCAAAGUGUCCUUCCAAAACGUAAGCGCACGAUGGCAGCUGAGGAGUUGCGACGACAUUUAAGGAAUAACAACCCAGACACUAGUAUCGCCGAAGGAGAACUUUGCGAUGUGGAUGGCGACAUUCUAUGUGGAGACGAAAUGAAAGCGUUGCUGCAACCGAUCUCGUUCUCUGGUGCGGCAAGUGUUUUUGUCGUCAUUGCCAAGCAACACAAGAUAACAAAAAAACAUGUAAUGGAAACGAUGGAUGAAAUUGCUGAAGCUCAAGAAGCGAAACAAGAAGUGAUGACUGAGAUAUCAUCUGAAGAAGACAACGAUCAGCCUGUCCGACUAUACGUAGCUAACGUGGGAGACUGUCGUGCUGUUCUGUGCACUGGAGACGCCGUCGCAGUCGAUUUAACGACUGAUCACAAAGCGUCUCUCCCAGCUGAACAAGCACGCAUCGAAGCUUCAGGUGGCUUUGUACACAAUGGGCGACUGGAUGGAAUACUUCAGAUUUCUCGUGGCUUUGGUGACCUUGCUCACAAGCAGGAUGGACAUUUGGUCGUCACCCCCGACGUGGUGGAGCAUCUUGUAGAUCCGUCGGACCAAUUUUUGCUGCUUGCAAGCGACGGAAUUUUCGACGUCUUGACCUCACAGCAGGCUGUCAAUUUUGUGCUACGGAAGCUUCAGACUCACGGAGAUGUCCAAUUGGCUGCUCAGGAGCUUGUGCUCAAGGCUCAGACUUACUUUGCGCACGAUAACGUCAGUGUGAUUAUAGUGGCGCUUAACCAAAGGAGUGAAGCGUGA
Molecule: messenger RNA, 5433 nt
Organism: Plasmopara halstedii
Lineage: Eukaryota; Oomycota; Peronosporomycetes; Peronosporales; Peronosporaceae
Product: camkk camkk-meta protein kinase
Exons: 2
Coding region: 1-5433 (1810 amino acids)
Biological process (GO): signal transduction; peptidyl-serine phosphorylation
Cellular component (GO): cAMP-dependent protein kinase complex
Molecular function (GO): cAMP-dependent protein kinase activity; ATP binding
Source: RefSeq, a predicted model, not a curated record